This is a messenger RNA of Aspergillus calidoustus, 1569 nucleotides long. The record is from the annotation of a GenBank genome assembly. NCBI's taxonomy places the organism in Eukaryota, Fungi, Ascomycota, Eurotiomycetes, Eurotiales, Aspergillaceae.
AUGAAGUGGUCCUUUUUCCUCCAAGCUCUGCCUCUGGCAGCAGCUGCAGCUGUCGGUGGUUCAAACCACUGCUCUCCCCACUAUCCUCACAGCGUCGUAAACGAGACCACUUGCGGCGGCACACGCUAUGCCUAUACCGGUCUUGAAGGCUACGGCUUCGUUGCUUCUAACGCCCGCGAUAAGUACGGCGACACUCUGGCUGGUCUCGGUAGCUCUGCAACCCUCGAGAAAGGCUCAUGGCGUAAGACAGGCAGGGACUCGUACUCGGGUAUCUUCUGGCUCCUGCCUGACCGUGGCUGGAACACAAACGGUACCCUCAACUUCAACCCCCGCAUCCACAAGUUCGAAGUGUCCCUCAAGCUAGCCCCCAAGGCCUCCGCGAAGAACCCUUCCAAGCCCAACAUGGACUUGAAGUACCUCGACACCAUCCUACUACAGGAUCCCAAUGGCGAGCCUCUGACUGGUCUCGACCCGGACUUUACCGGACAUGCUUCUUACAGGGGCUUCCCACCCCUCCCUGCGGCAACCUACGUUGGAAAUGGCUUCGGCGGCGAAGGCUCCGGUGAAAUGCAUGUGUCAGUCGACUCUGAGGGCCUGGUCAUUGACAACGAGGGUUUCUUCUGGGUCUCCGACGAGUACGGCCCGUACGUGUACCGCUUCAACAAGCAAGGCAAGAUGGUUCUCGCCCUGCAGCCCCCGAGUGCCUAUCUUCCACUCCGCAACAACAGCGUCUCCUUCAGUGCCGCCAGCCCCCCGCUCUAUGCCCCUGACAAAAUGCCUAUCCCAGAGGACACCGACACCGGCCGCAAUAACAACCAAGGCUUUGAAGCCCUCACCCUCUCCGAAGAUGGCAAGACACUCUACGUUAUGAUCCAGUCUGCGCUUAACCAAGAGGGCGGCCCCAAGAAGAAGAACCGUCAGCCCGUGCGUGUCCUCGAGUAUGACAUCUCGAAUCCCAGCAAGCCUCGCUACACUCACGAGUACGCCGUCGUCCUCCCCAAAUACGUCGACUACACAGACAAAGACCUUGACGAGAAAGUUGCCUCGCAGUCCGAGAUUCUCCAGCUCCCGGGAACCGGCGACUUCCUGAUCCUCUCCCGAGACUCGGACUUCGGGCACGGUCACGAGGAAUCCCUCUCCGUGUACCGCCAAGUUGACAUCUUCUCAAUCUCUUCCGAGACCACCGACCUCAAGGGCGAAAAGUAUGAUUCUGUCGGCGGGAGCAUUGGAGACUCAAAGGGAAAUCUGAACAGCGAUAUCACGCCGGCCGAGUACUGCCCAUUCUUGGACUUCAACGUCAACUCGGAGCUAGCCAAGUUCGGGCUGCACAAUGGCGGGGAGCAGGAUGCUGGGCUUCUCAAUGAAAAGUGGGAAGCGCUUGUUCUUGUUCCGGUUGAGCCUGAUGCUCCUAGGAAGAAGGGGGAGAAGAAGGAGUACUUCCUCUUCACUUUCAGUGAUAAUGAUUUCAUCACGCAAGAUGGCGCCAUGAACUUCGGGAAGCUGCCCUACUCGGACGAGUCCGGCUUCGACCUUGACAGUCAGGCCCUCGUCUUCAGAGUAGAAUUUUAG